Molecule: messenger RNA, 549 nt
Organism: Protopolystoma xenopodis
Lineage: Eukaryota; Metazoa; Platyhelminthes; Monogenea; Polystomatidea; Polystomatidae
Source: the annotation of a GenBank genome assembly
AUGAAGAAUGUUUCACAAAUUAAAUCCUUACGCUCUUCUUCGCUUACUCCAACUGGUAACUGUUGGAAUUAUGAGGAUGCAGGGUACCAUAGUUACCUUCAAAAAAGUAGCAAAGACGAAGUGCUGAAGAGUUCUGCCUUGAAUACUGCCCUGAAUGGUGUGUGCGGCCGAUACGGGCUGAUAAUAUCAGGACAAAUAAAUAAUGCAGCCUCGAUAAGAAUCAUGGACGAUAGUGGAAUAUUUAAUCUGCUUCAGGGGUUUGGUCUUCCUCGCCUUGAUUGGAUUGGUAUCCACUCGUUCACAUUCAUAGACACUGCGCUAGGUCGCCGGAGUAUGACGCUUGACCUGUAUCUCAAUUAUUUUGUGCCGUCUCUGUGCACACGACUUCGAGUUCGUCUCAAGUGCCCUUACAACCUGUUGACUGUGAUGCACUCGGCACUGGCAAAGCUUAUGUUCGUAAAAGGUGCUUGCACUGUGCGUGACAGAAUUCUAACGACGUAUACUUUAUGGAACAGAGAAUUCUACACUAAACAUUCAACGACAGCUUAA